UAUAAAAAUGUCAUUGUUUGACACAUGAGUAGUAGUAGAUAUACUUCUAAUAUUGUUUUGCAUUCCUUCCACUUGCAUUAUUUUGCUCCUCCAUUGUUGUGUCACAUGUUACAUGGACAUUGAUCAUGGGCAGCACUGCCAUUUCUUGGGAACAAAAAAAGAGUAGAAGUAACAACAUUAUUAUUACUGUUGUUCCAUGCUUGUAGCAAUCUCUGCAUACAAAUGAAAUGAAUGGCCAUCAUGGGCAGAGGUGGUCUAAGGAGUAAUGGAACUCCCCUUCUUGCGACAGCCACCUUCAAAAUAACCAUAUAAUAAUACUCCAAACAAGCACAAAACGUGAGACAUUGGUACUCAUUAGAGAUCAUUUGAUCCUCUUAUCUAGUGAAAUUAUAUAUGUUCUUCACCCCUUCACAAGAUUCUUCGGAAAUGAAGACAAAUUCGAUGAUAUGUGGUGCUUCUGGGCUUUCUUACUCCAGACUCUGUUUUUGUUUCGGCCCAUUGGAAAUAGAAUGUGGGCCUAACCUCCCAUGGGUGCUAUUCAGAAAGUAGAUGCAGUAGUCACUUUAAACGAUUCUUCUUGGAAAGGGCAUACCAAUGUCGUCGUCGGUGAGGAUGUAAUGAUGUGAAGCGGUCAGCUGAUCAUGUAUACAGAAAUCGUAACUGCUCGAUUAUAAUAUAACUACAAAUUGCAUGACAUGAUUGUAGUGAUAGAUCCAACUUAACGAUGUGAUCAAAUCGAGCCAAUUUCAAAUGUAUAAAAAAAAUAUAUGGAUUUGAUCGAAUGAACAAUUUUGUCCGUUGCUUGGUAGUUGGUGCACAUCAUCACUACAGAUCUUGAAUCAACUACACUAGCCAACCCAAAUCCAUUUCCACGUCCUGCCGAAUUUGAAUUGUGGGUGAGUAUAUGGUUAGAACGACUAAGCUAUAGAGUCCCCCAACCUAAACUUGUACUUGAAAAUCUAAAAGCUUAGACUAGAGCUUAUUAAGUCCCACCAACCCUACAUUUUUAAAUGACCAAACUCUAAUAGUAGGUUUUGGUAUGCUCACAUUUUAAGUCAUUUGUGGUCUGUAGACUGUAGGUUGAUCAUUGCACCGAUUGCAUACAACGUUAAAUGCAAUCUGUUCUUAUUGCAAUGGUCGCUGCAUCUAUAGUAUACAAUGAUAUAUAUAAUCCGUUCUUAUCGUAUGUGUCAAUCAACUAGCAAAACAAAUUAUUCAAUUCUUGUCAAUAAAACGUGAUGCAUAUGAUUGUAGGAUUUUAAUGGCCUUCUUGCAUUAUUAGCGAGUAAAUUUCAUUUCAUGUUAACAAAACUCCAAAGUUAUACUCAACGGACCAAACCCCCUCUCAAAGUUCAACCAAAGGUGAAAGUGAAACCAUUUCUUUUCAAUUGUAGUCGGCACUGGGCAACGCAUAAAAGCCUGACAAAGCAAAAGAAUACAAUAAACGCAAGUCAUGUGCCCAAACCCAGACCCGGCGAGUAAAAUAUCCGAAAUGAUCGUUGAAGUUUAGAUCCAAAACAAACUGGUCAUUGAGCUUUGAAUUUUAACCAGUUUGGAAUAACUAAUAUAAUAGUUUACUUGGUGCAAAUUUAUUCACAUCAAUUGUCACACGUCGUCAUUAUUAGGCUAUGCAAGUCGAGUUACAAGCAUUAUGAUCCAACUUCACCCGCCUCAUCAUGUCGUGGCGGGAUUUAUUAAAUUUGGUGGGCUGGUACGAACUUGGUGUUUUGGAUUUAAAUGACAUUGAAUGGUUUAGUUGAUAAACACAAAGUUUGUUCAAUAGUCGAGGGUUUUACUCAACGCCUUGAUUCACCUUUCAUGGUACGUUUAGCUCGAUUCUUAAGCCUGUUAAUGGAAGGGGAUGAAAAAUGAACCGUCCAAAUAUAUAUAAUAUAAGGGUAGGACACAGUUAUAUGAUAAUUUCACAAUAAGUGGUUGGAAUAAAGUUUGAUCACGAUUAUUAUUGGGCUCGGAUGUGAAGUAAAAAGAAUAUCAUUCACAAAAUUAUACUCCACAUGGUCGAUAUUAUAAAUUUCCUUUUUGUUUGAACGAAAAAAUUAUGUGGAGAAGUCAAAGUAAAAAAUGCGAUAGAAGGAGGGUUUGAACCUCCGACCUUGUGGUUUACAGCCACACACUCUAACCAACUGAGCUAUUCCAGCUUUUUCUUUUUCUUUUUUGCUAUUGAUAAUUUCAUUAAUUAGCUGACAAGUGACAAGGUACUGUUAUUUUGUUAUUCCAAACUUUAUUGACAAUGUUGUUAAACAUUCUACUUCGAUGGCUAAUCUACAGAAGACCAAAAUGUUCAGUGAUCAUUCUUGUAAUUCAUCCCGCUCCUUUUUAUUUACCGUGUGAUCUCCCUCUCUCCGUCAGUACGCUCCCCACACGAGAAACAACACAUACUUCGGAAAAAUUCAUUUCAGAGCCUCUUCCACUCCCCAUCCGUUCAUCUCCCAAACCCUAACAAAUUCUCCCUCUCUCUAGAUCUCCCGCUGCCGAGAUCUCAACUCCGGCGAGAUUUCCCGAUCAAUGUGACACCGCCCUCAUUAGUACUCAUUCAAAUCUCCACCCGGAUCUCAUUUUUGUUCUCUCUUGCAUGAGCAUUUGGUAAUUAAAAAAUGGCUUCAGCUUGCGUCAACAACAUCAGCGUUUCGCCGGAGAGCUUCCCGCCGCCGGGGACGUACUCCUCUUACGGCUGGCUGAGUCCUCGCAUCUCAUUCAGCCGCGAGGAUGAUUCCUCGUCCAAACACCACCACCACAAACAGCCGCCGCCGCUCUCCAAGCCAGCUCCGGCUAUUUCUCCUCCUCCUCCGCCUCCGAUGGCUGCGAUUCCGCAACCGGAGCAGCAGCAGCAGCAGCAAGAUCUCCUACCGGACUUCGAGUUCCGCCUCGACGACCCCGUCGCCAUGCUCCCCGCCGACGAGCUCUUCUCCGACGGGAAGCUGGUGCCGAUGCAGGUCACGAGCUCGAAGCCUUGGUCGUCGACGGCAACUUCGGCGGAGUUUUUGGCCGGAAUCGCGACAACAGUGGAGGCGAAAUCUGGCCGGAGGAUGGAGAUGGAGCUACCUGGCGGGAUCAACAGUACAACUGACCAGUACUUGUUCUCGCCGAAGGCGCCUCGAUGUUCGAGCCGGUGGAAAGAGAUUCUGGGGCUGAGGAAGUUUUACCAGAACAACAGCUCCAAGGCGGCGUCGUUUCCUUCCUCGUCGUCUUCUUUAUCCUCUUCCUCGUCGUCUUCUUCCAACAAUAACCAGAAAUCAUUGAGGCAUUUCCUCCAUAGAAGCUCGAAAUCCUGCAACAGCUGCGGCAAUUCCUCUUCCAAUUCCUCGCUCGAUGGUACCCUGAGUCUUCCAUUGCUGAAAUCAGACCUGGACUGUGACUCGUCGGUUUCCCUCUCUUCAUCCCGCUUAUCGCUCUCAUCCUCGUCAUCCAGCCACGAGCACGAAGAUCUCCCCAGACUCUCCCUCGAUUCGGAGAAGCCCAAUGCCGCUUCCAAUUUGAGCCUGACAUUCAACCCUUUGCAGAGUCCGAAUCCGUUCGUCCUCAACCGCAAUCAGAACCCGCCGAGGAUGAGACUGGUGAAGCCGCGAGCCUCAGAAAUUGGAGGAGAAACCAGAGUCGGGAGAAGCCCAAUGCGGAGAACUACUACCGCCGGAGCAGGAGGAGAAUCAGGCGGCGAGAGUAGGGGAGUCUCAAUAGACAGCCCGCGGCUGAAUUCGUCGGGUAAAAUCGUGUUUCAGAGCUUGGAGAGGAGUUCCAGUAGUCCAAGUAGCUUCAAUGGCGGUCCAAGGCACAAGCACAGAGGAAUGGAGAGGUCCUAUUCAGCUAACGUCAGGGUAACCCCCGUUCUCAACGUCCCCGUUUGCUCCCUCAUGGGAUCGUCCAAGUCCGGGUCAGUGUUUGGUUUCUUCUCUUCCUCCUCGCCCCAGAAGAGAGACGGCGGCGGGGUCAGCUACAACAGCAAAGGACAGCCCAGUUUUAGCAGAGGGAAUCGAGCAAUGGUGGAUCACAAGCUUAUUCACAAGCGAGAUGGGGUAACACCGCAGUAACCAUUUUCCAGCUGCUUCUUAACCAAAACCCCUUUCAUUUUUGCAGAUUUCUCUGUUCUGGGUUAUGUUAUUUGGUAAAUAUUCGUCUAUCAUUGUGUAAAUAUUCGGUGUCUCCUUUGUCCAUUUCCACUCGUCUCGAUUGCUCUACUGUAGUUUCAUGUUCUUCUCCUCUACUCCUUUGUGGUUGCAUUGAGCUAUUAGCUAACACUAAUGUUAAGAGAAACAAAAAAAGAGAUACCUCCCUAUAACGGAUUUCUCUGUAGGACUACUCUCCAUUCUACUCUACUCUUCAUCUUCAUCUGUUCAUCCUGUUUGAUUGAAACAUGUGGAAUCUCUGUUUUUCCCUGUUCAUGGUCUGCCUUCGGUGAGAGAACGCAGAAACCUGAAACCCCCAUUUUUUCAUUGUUCAUUUCUUUACUCGCUCUGAAUCUCUCGCUCUGUCUUCUUUUGAGAUUUGUUGGGUAGUGGGGAGGGAGGGAGAGGGUUUUUGGGAAAUGAUGCCAAAGAUUGGCGCCAGCUGAGCUCUCUCUCUCUCUGCUGAAUUGAAUUAAAUCUUUUCUUUUGCAUGUCAGUCUGAUCCCAAAGCUCUCUAUCCAUAUUCUUUACUGGGUAUAUGCUUAGAAUACGGUGUAAUUAGACAGUUAAUCUUGAGAUUAAUAUAAUCAAAGAUUAUUCAAUUUGCCAGUUAGGAAGGAGUGAGGGAAGGGGGAGCUCCUUUUGAUGGAGAACCCUUUUGUUGAUCUUCUACAAGAUUGGUGGUGGUCGGUGGGUGAGACCCUUUGGAACAAACAUGUGAGGCUCUAUACUAAACACUACUUACUGACCCUUCCACUCUGAAACAAAAACUCAGCCCAUAUGAAAAUAUUCCUUCUCUUUCUCCUAUCUAGCAUGAGUUAGAGGUUAAUGAAAUGUUAGUUCUAAGCUUGGGAUUGAGCUGAAAUGGGUUAUCUCAUCAGUUAGCUGCAUGCUCCAUGUCGUUGCUGUUCGUCGAAGUUAGCACUUAGCAAUGGUCUCUGCAAGGAUGGCUAGGGGGUGAAGUUGCUCAUGACGAUGUUGUCGUCGAAUCGUGCCCGUGCUUGAUUUCAUCCGCUCAUGAUAGUUAGAUGUGUAAUUGUUUCGAUUGCUAUUGCCUUGCGAGGAUAGCCAGGGGUGUAGUUGUGAUGGUGUUGUUGAAUUGUGCUCCUAAGUGAUCUUCUGGUCGUGCGUGAGCGUUAAAGGAGCGUCGAGAUCAUGGUUCAUGGAAGGACAGGAUUCAAAUCACAUCAUCACGCUACAAAUGCACACCAAUCAGCCUCCUAGCAUAUUUUUCGACCAAUGCCAACGAUGUUUGGCAUGUUAGAUGAGUUGAUUAGGUCGGAAGGGUUCAAAUUCAAAGGUCUAUAACGUUCAAGUCUCGUGCUUCCACGCCCCAUUCAAUGCCCUAAUCGAACCCACAUACUAUUUGAUAGCAUGAGUGGCCACAACAAGGCACAAGCCCACCACCAAAUCUAGCCCCAAUUAUUUGGUUUAUUUACUAUAGGAGAAAUCUACUAGCCAAGUUGGAUUGAGCAUAUUUAUGGCAAGGCUAUUAUACCUACAAGCAAGUACUAGCAGUCACAGCUAAAAUACUAUUUGGUAGCAUCAGAUUCUUUAAUGGUGGCUGGAGUCUUGGGACAUGAAGGGGGAAUCCAUCCAGCUUACUUACCAAAUCCAUUGGUUGGUGCAUUGGUGGUGUUUCUGGUUGUGAUUUUAGGGCAUUGUCAAAACACUUAUUGGAGCAUUAAAGGAGGGAUUUGGGGAUAGAGGGAAAAGGCGAGCUAGAAGGUUACCCAUAGUGUUUAGUUAAUAGUAUUUAUCAUUAUUACCAACUGCAGGGAAAAAUGAAAGGAAAAGCAAAAGACCUCUCUAGUCUUUAACUUGCUGGAGGGUAGAUGGUUCUGUCCUACAAGAUUUCCCUCUUGAGAAAAUAGCAUUUGAAAGGGAUAGAGAGGUAUCAUUUUAACUCCCCAAGUGCUAUAUUUACCCGUUGGUAGGAUUCAGUUCACUGAACUUGGAGCCUAUGCUCUGGCAAUCUCUGGUUCCGAAGUGAUAAAUGGGAGGGGGAAAAAGUGAUGAGUAGUAAGUCAAUUGGGUUCCUUUUGACAAUCUCAAGUAGCUCUAGAUAGACAAUGUGAAAUGAAGUUGGAAAUCCUACGACACACUUCGACCGUGAUGAUUGAAAUCUGCAACUAAAAGAAUUUGCCCUUUGUAACGAACAAAAGGUCCGAAACGGUUUGCACGGUCAGAAAUGGUGUAAAGCAUGCAAUUCGAUGCUUGAAUCCUGAUAAAGCAACCCUCCUUAAACGUUAAGUCGUGUUCUAUUUUUCAUCAAACUUAUAAUUCUAUAUAAAAACGAUGGGCGCCUAAUCCUAAAACUGAAAAGGGGCAUCACCGGUCACAACUCACAACACAAGACACCAAACACCAAAAGAAACAAAAAAGCCAAAAGAAGCACCGAUCCCUGAUUCCUGAGUCUCGAGUCCUGACCUUUGUGUAGGAUAGUAUAGGGUUAGGGCGGUGGUGAAGCCCUACAAAUCUAGGGCAUCCCUUCCCCUAAUAGCCCCUUCAGCCCAUUAGGCUGUUAGUCUAGGUAGCCGUUGGAUUGGAUGUAUCACUUUCCAUUUUAUAUCAUCACUCUUCAGUCGUUCUUUAUUAUUAUUAUUUUUUUUUUUUGACAAUUCAGUCGUUCUUUAUUCAAUGUGUUGUUCUUCAAUUCAUUAUUUAAUGGCGGGCUGUUUGUCUUGGCCGCUGCUUCCCCUGCUACCUGCUGCUACUACUAUUGCUGGGUUUUUUCAAAAAAAAAAUUUUAAUUGUUAUUUAUCCCACAUUCAAAUCUCCUCUUUAUUUCUUUCCCUGAGAAGGGGCCUCUAUUGAAUGAUAUGGUGUUUUGACCAGUUUCUCUCUACUUGGACCACUCCCUUCCUCACUUUGUCCUCUUGUGGGGGAUUAGGGCUUUGUGAGUUUGUGACAGCGUAAAAAUACAAGCCCCCCUGCCCCCUUCUGCCAUUCGUCCUAGUCGUACGAUCGAGAACGAGUUCAUCUCAGUAAUUAUCUGUUUUAAUUUGUUCGAGCUAUAUAUUUAAAUAUAGAAAAAAACACGUCUUGUUCGAUAAAAAUUGAGCUUUUAGUAAAAGCGGACAAUAGUUUAGUUUACACUAUUUUGAUGGAUUGCCUCAAAUUAGAUGGUAGUUAAUUAGAUUGUUAGAUCCGUAGGAUGAAUUCAACGGAUGGGGAAAUUAGUAGAAGGGAGAGAGGGGAGCCAGCAAAAGACUGAGGAAUUGGUUAAGGUGGCCAACCACAGCGGAAAAAAUCCAAAAGUACCACUGUUUAAAAAAAAAAUUUCAAAAAUACCACCCAACCCCAAAAAAUUCCAAAAAUACCACCCUUUUCAAAAACCGCCACCCCGCCCUGCGGUUUACACGAAAACCGUUUGUCGGAGGCGCGAUUUUCUAUGCAAACCGCGGGCCUAGGGGGCGGUUAUAAAAAAAAAAAAAUUUUGACCAAACCGCUGGGUGGGGUGGCGGUUUUGGGUCAAACCGCCACCCCACCCAGCGGUUUGGUCCAAAUUUUUUUUUUUCUCGAUCAACUCCUAACUUCGGCCGAAACUUCAAACGAACGUAACUUUUCACUCGGGUAUCCGAUCGUAGCGAUUUUUUUUACAUUUCGCAUAACUUUUCAAGAUCUACAACUUUUACUAGGAUGAAAUUUUCAAAACUGGAACUAUUUGUGGAUAUACGGGACCUUUGGAAUAACUUUACCUUUACUUUUCACAAAUUCAUGUAUAUUUUGAAAUUAUGAUUAUAUUAAAAGUUGUAGAUCUUGAAAAGUUAUGUGGAAUAAAAAAAAAUUCAUGAAAUUCGGAUUUUGGAGCACAAAGUUAUGGCCGCCCAAAGUUCAACGAAAUCAAAAAAAGGCUCGUUCGGGGUGGCAAACGACGUUUUUUCGAGACGAAGGCGGGACCCGACGGUUUGCGGCUUGCAAGAUCUCAAAAAUUUAUUCGGAUUCAAAAAAUGGAGGCCGCAAACUUUUUGAGAUCUUGCAAGCCGCAUACUGCCGGGUCUCGCAUUUCGUCAAACUUUGGGGCCUCCAUUUUUUGAAUCCGAAUAACUUUGCGGCCUCCAUUUCGUCAAACUUUGGGGCCUCCAUUUUUUGAAUCCGAAUAACUUUUUGAGAUCUUGCAAGCCACAAAUCGCCGGGUCCCGCCUUCGUCUCGAAAAAACGUCAUUUGCCACCCCGAACAAGCCUUUUUUUGAUUUCGUCAAACUUUAGGCGGCCAUAACUUUGUGCUCCAAAAUCCGAAUUUCAUGAAUUUUUUUUAUUAUUCCACAUAACUUUUCAAGAUCUACAACUUUUAAUAUAAUCAUAAUUUCAAAAUAUACAUGGAUUUGUGAAAAGUAAAGGUAAAGUUAUUCCCAAGGUCCCGUAUAUCCACAAAUAGUUCCUGUUUUGAAAAUUUCAUCCUAGUAAAAGUUGUAGAUCUUGAAAAGUUAUGCGAAAUGAAAAAAAAAUCGCUACGAUCGGAUACCCGAGUGAAAAUUUACGUUCGUUUGAAGUUUCGGCCAAAGUUAGGAGUUGAUCGGAAAAAAAAAAAAAUUGGACCAAACCGCUGGGUGGGAUGGCGGUUUUGGGUCAAACCGCCACCCCAUCCAGCGGUUUGGUCAAAUUUUUUUUUUUUUAUAACCGCUCCCUAGGCCCGCGGUUUGCAUAGAAAACCGCGCCUCCGACAAACGGUUUUCGUGUAAACCGCAGGGUGGGGUGGCGGUUUUUGAAAAAGGGUGGUAUUUUUGGAAAUUUUUGGGGUUGGGUGGUAUUUUUGGAAUUUUUUUUUUAAACAGUUGUAUUUUUGGAUUUUUUCCAACUUCAGCCCACAGGCAUAUUAUAGCAAUGAAUGAAUGAAGGAAGGAACGUUGGUCUUUCUCAGUAGCUGGUCGGUUCUCUUCUUCUCUGAGCAGAUUCUCCUCCCAAUCUUAUUUUAGUUACACCUUUUUCCCCUCACUCCUUUCUUUUCUUCUUCAUUAUCAUCAUCAUGCCUCCCAAAUCCCAAUUACAUAAUCGCUCAAGGAAUUGAUAAGUUCAAAGGAAGUUCCAAAUAGUUGCCAUUGUUGCAGCCUUUGCUUUCCUCUUUUCCCCCUCAUUUCGAGCUUUGCUUUUCUCUAGCUGUUGCUGUUGGUUAACUAACAACAUGAGUCACCCCACAAUAUGUUCUUAGCCUGGCCCUCCCUUUCUAUAUAACUGUAGAGUAUAAGUGGGUUUUUUUUUUUUAAUAAUGGUGAUCGAUGAACUUUAUUAAAUGAAAGGAGAGAAUGUCAAGAGCAGCACUCCCCGAGCAGUGAGAGUGUGCAACCGAUUUUAAACUAUAGAAGCAAAACAUAACAAAAAAACACCUGGGCAGAGGAGGAAACUCGACGGCAAAUAAGCAGAGCCACAAGACAAACACACCGAGUUCAACCGAUAUCAAUAGACGAUUUUAGUGGUUUUAAACGGUUGCACCAUAGUUUCAGCAAAAAAAAAAAAAAAAUUUGUUACUAACAUUUUUUUGGUACAAGUUCAUGUAAGGUUUUACAAUUCUGGUCCCAAACAUAUCUCCAUUUUAUUUUUUCAACCCCAUUUAAACUUACCAAAGUUUUAGGAAAUUCAAAAGUUUAAUUUCUUAGAAAAUGCUCAGUUCCGUAUGAAUCCGCUCAAUCCGAAUUGACCUGACCGAAAUACUCAUCUCACUAGCGAAUGGAGUGUGUGAACUGAGUUGACAAAUAUGAAUUUCAGUUGGCCUAUUAGCUCAGUUGGUUAGAGCGUCGUGCUAAUAACGCGAAGGUCGCAGGUUCGAGACCUGCAUGGGCCAAUCAUUUUAUUUAAAUUUGGGUAAAUACUAAUUAUUAGCCAAACUUUUCCCACAUUUUAAAAUAUUAACCAAAAUUUUACAAAUACAAAGCGUAGCCAAAUCUUUUGUAAGUAUUUUCUUAGUUAAAAUACUAAAUUUUUUGGAAUAUUGACUUCCAUGUGUCUCUUCAAAGUUAGUAUCGUGUUGCCAAAUCAAAAGAGAGUUGCAUGGGCCAAUCAUUUUAUUUAGUUUUUGGGUAAAUACUAAUUAUUAGUCAAACUUUUCCCACAUUUUAAAAUAUUAACCAAAAUUUUCCAAAUACAAAGCGUUAGCCAAAUCUUUUGUAAGUAUUUUCUUAGUUAAAAUACUAAAUUUUUUUGGAAUGU
Messenger RNA from Linum trigynum, 10268 nucleotides. The record is from the annotation of a GenBank genome assembly. NCBI's taxonomy places the organism in Eukaryota, Viridiplantae, Streptophyta, Magnoliopsida, Malpighiales, Linaceae.